AUGAUUAUCCGCUUCAAAAACGGUCCUCGGGCUUUCAUUCGUCCUCCAAACGCUAUCCCCACCCUUCAAUCCUCUUUGCGACCACCACCAUAUACCACCACAUCUUCCAUUAUUGGAAACAAACCCAGAACCAAGCUAGCUGCCAGGGCGACUCGUGCUGCUCGACUAGAGCACAAGGAAGUGAACAAGGCCUCUGGCAGUAGGCGCCUUGUCCUCGAUCAAGCCAACUUCAAGGGUUCUCGUGGUCGAGAGAAACUAUUUCUCGACUUCCAGGCAUCUACAAACAGACAUGCCGACAUCAUCAUCGGUUGCGACGUUUCCACGCGGGCCGCGUGGAAGAGUACAGGGCAAUACCAUCUCGAGAUGCAGGCUGAUCGCGCACUUGUUGAAAGCGACAACCCAGACGACCCAAAUCGACACCUCAAGAAGGGUCGAGGGAAAGGCCGGAAGCCCAAGUCUUCAAAUCCUGCCGAUGACGAAUCUCAAGGCUCUCCUGUCAAAAUGGCUCGAGUAUUUUUCCUUGUUCACAAAUCCAUCGCAAGAGAAUCUUGGAAUGUUGAGUGGCAUGAGGGCAAGAAUGCUGGCAUGGUUGCAACUCUACAUCUUGCUCUUGGAGAUAAUGGAGGAGAUCUCGCCAUACAUGCUGUCUACAACCCCAACCAGCCGGAUAAGGCCAUGACGAUCGAACACAUUGAAGAACUGCUCGCAACAACCACGCGAUCUGGACGUGAUAUUGUGAGGGGCGACUUCAACCUUCACCACCCGUCCUGGUCUGCCUCACUUUACCGAGGCGAUCCCGCAGCUGUCUCAGGUACAUCAAGAACGCUUCAUGAAGGUAUGCAGGCCACUGGUAUGGAUUUGGCCACAGACCCUGGUACCGAGACAUUCUUUGCGAAGAAUAAAAACAACGUCACUCGCUCAUGCAUCUACCUCACCUUUGUCAGCUCUUCACUGAAGAGUUCCGUCAAGUCAUGCUCGGUUUUCCCACCCAAGCCUACUGAAGACGGUGCCACGGCAAGCCCACGCAGCCUGUACAAUCCUUGGCCUAACACCGACCAUCAUCCGAUACGAACCAUCCUCGAUCUGCAAGUGGAACGCGACGAUACACUCAAAUUCCAUUACGAGGAUACGGACAAGCAGGAGUUCAACGCGAUCUUGGAAAAAGAACUCAACGUUGAAGAAUUGAAGAAGCUGAAGCUCACUCCAGCGGUUAUUGAGGAACAGCUCAAGCAUGUUACGGCAACAAUAAUGCAUGCCAUCAACACGACUGUCCCAACGAGUUUGGCGUUCCCACCACCAAUUGACAAACCAAUGUCUCUCCCCGAACGGCAGGUUAUCGAUGGUAAUGGUGUUGCUCCCGCUCCGGCUCACACCAUCCCAAACUCUGUCGCACAACAACAGUAUCGCGAAGCAUUGAAACGUGACAGGGACAAGGAGAAAACCUUCAUUGAUAAGGUUGCGCAGUCUCCAAACGGGACUUGGCAGGCAGUCAAAAUUGGCAAAGUGCGAUCGCAGCCACGAAUCAUCAAGAACAUGCCCGCACUUUUCGAUUCGCACGGCGACAAGCACUCUACUCCCGAGGCCAAGAUCGCUCUGAUGGCCAAGUCAAUAUGGGCCAAUAAUGACAAGCCAGAAGUCGUUCCUUUGCCAGAUUUACCACCCGAUCGCAAGGUCCUUAAAAUGGAUAAGUCGUUGGGGGACACGGAGAUCAAGAAGAUCAUCAGCGGCCUGAAUAAGAAGAAGACCCCCGGUGUCGAUCUUAUCCCUGCUGAUGCUCUCAAGCUAGGUCGAGAGAUAAUUGCAGCUUAUCUGACCAUCAUCUUCCAGGUCGUAGGUACAACUCAUUGCCCUCACCAUUACGAGAACCCUCCAGUCGACUUUCAUCUUCGCAUCCGCGAGAGGAGUAGGUUCUCUGCCGCUGCCGCCGCUAUCAGAUUCAUUAGACUACUACCGCAUCAUCAACGCAAGCAGCUCCGUACGAUUAAUCUGCACGAAGACCUCCCCGCAGUCAAUAUAGUGUCGCUUCAUGGCCAUGGGCUGGUUCCUCUGCUGAGGGAGUACACCAACUUGAAUGUACAGCGUCGCGUUAGCAUCGUCGACUGUAUGAUGGAUCUCUAUCCACCCAUCAGGCUUGUUCAAAACGGUCUUCUCCGAGGGCUGCCCUCGAAAUAUGUUGGCGAGAGAUUUGUGUCGAACCUCUCAUAUUGGCUACUUGAUGCUCUUUCAGUGGCUAAUGCUGGCAUUCGUUCCAACUCUUUCUCCUUGCAACUGGAUUCGGGUCCAUAUGCAGAUUUCUGUACGAAGGCUUUUGACCAGCUGGUCCAUGGUAGCAUUGCUCGCGUUCAAGCUUGGGAGUACAGUCUCAAAGCAGGUCUAGUAAGACAUGAAUCGAAUGAAGCAGUUCGAUGUUUGAUACGCAAGUUUGCGUACGCUUCAGAACUUGGUUUCGAGGAAGCCGUUAUGCAGCUGGUCAAUCAGUCUUCAAACGUCUUGCGGUGCGACUUCAAUCCAGGUCUACCUCACGACCGUCAAAAUACAUUGGACAAAGUUAGUGAUAGGUGUAUCGAGAUGGGGCAUGGUGUAUGGGAGUACUGGUUCCUCUCACGCGACCUGGGUCUUGUCAAGCUACCCGAUUGUCUUAGUGAGGCUGAUCGUGUGGCUCGAAUUUAUGACAUCCAGUCAGGGGAUCAAUAUCUCGAGUCACAGGGGCGUAUCCUCUCUCCUGUGCGGUCGGUCGACGAUACCCUUCAGCAGAUGAAAGACAAGGAUUACCCACUGCAGCCGUGGCCUAUGUAA
This is a messenger RNA of Fusarium coffeatum, 2796 nucleotides long. RefSeq lists its product as uncharacterized. Lineage: Eukaryota; Fungi; Ascomycota; Sordariomycetes; Hypocreales; Nectriaceae. The record is from RefSeq and is a predicted model, not a curated record. The transcript is spliced from 2 exons. The coding region runs from base 1 to 2796 and encodes 931 amino acids. Gene Ontology annotation, molecular function: catalytic activity.